AACUUGUCGCUCAGUUCUCAAUAAAUCGUGGCUGAAAAAUGUUAGGACAGAGAGUGAAGCUACAGCAGCUAAUACGGGCUAUACCAAUAGAACAGCGUAAGCAAACAUAUGCUGUGAGUAAUGCUUUAAACGUUGCGGAAAAUGAGGCACCCGUGGGGAAGCCGAUUGGAUGGGACCAGGCGCGGCCAUACACUGAUAUACCCAAGGUUUCGCUGUUUCACUUUUUACGCCACUUGAUGCCCGGCGGAAAGUACCAUAAGAUGCAAUAUCCAGAUAUUAUGUUGGAUAUGCGUCGCCAGCAUGGUCCUCUUUUCAGAUUACCGGCUUUGGGACAAGAUGAUAUUCUUGUAACGAACGAUCCUCAUCAUUUUGAACAAGUUCUACGGGUUGAAGGACCCUGGCCGGAACGCCCAGGGAAUAACGUAUUGCACCAUUUCCGAACAGUGACUCGGAAGGAAUUCUACAAGGGUACCGCAGGCAUGUUAUCAACACAAGGUGAGGACUGGUCGAAGUUCCGCUUUAGUGUGAAUCCAGUAAUGAUGCAACCGAAAACUGUGCGUAUGUACUAUCAAAAAAUGUCAGCGGUCAACAAGGAGUUCAUUCAGCGCAUACGUGAUAUUCGCGAUAGCAACACACUUGAAGUUCCCGAAAAUUUUGAGGAGGAGAUCAAUCGUUGGACUCUUGAAUCAGUUUCGGUGGUUGCUUUGGACAAGCAGUUGGGACUGAUAAAUGCUAAUCGCAACGAUCCGAAGGCGAAGAAGCUUUUUGAAGCACUCUAUGUUUUCUUUGAGAUAUCGGGUGAUCUUGAAAUGAAGCCUACGAUUUGGCGUUACGUUGCCACGCCCAAAUUCAAAAAGCUUAUCAGUGCCUUGGACGAGAUCCAGGAGAUAACAUCUGGCUAUGUUAACGAAGCACUUGAGCGACUACAACGCGAGCCCUCCGACAAACCAGAUCACGAAAAGAGUGUGCUGGAAAAACUGUUAAAAACCAACGAACAGAUAGCCAUAGUUAUGGCUAUAGACAUGCUCAUAGCUGGCGUGGAUACGACAACAACCGUAUUAACAGGUGUUCUUCUCUCUCUGUCUAAAAACCCGGAGAAACAAGAGAAACUGCGUGAGGAAAUUCGUCAAAUCUUGCCAAACAAGGAUUCCGAAUUCACAGAAGCCUCCAUGAAGAAUAUGCCGUACUUACGGGCUGUUAUCAAGGAAUCGCUGCGCCUCUACCCCUUAGCAUUGGGCAACGGUCGUGUAAUCAAAUCGGACCUAGUGCUUAAUGGAUACCAGGUGCCCAACAAAACACAGAUUACAAUGCUAUCUACGGGCUUGCUCACCGAUAAUGAUCACUAUCCCAGAGGUAAAGAGUUCUUGCCUGAACGAUGGAUGCGUCCAAGCAAAGAAGCCGCCGCAAAUGGAGAAUGCCCGCACGCUCUUAAAGCGAGCAGCCCAUUUAUCUACUUGCCCUUUGGAUUUGGCCCACGAAUGUGCAUCGGAAAACGCAUUGUCGAAAUGGAGCUAGAACUGGGCAUCGCACGCCUUAUUCGAAACUUCAAUGUUGAGUUUAAUUAUCCCACAGAAAAUGCAUUCAAGAGCGUUCUUAUAAAUACGCCUAAUAUACCACUGAAAUUCAAGUUUACGGAUGUAAAAGACUAACAAAAUACUGACAUCGUCGGUUAAUAAUAUGCUUUGUAAUUUAUAAUACCUUUUCCUAUUAUAUAACUUGUAAUAUAUUCUUUCAUAAUAUGAUAUAUACUGCUGCAUGCUAUCAAUAAA
Messenger RNA from Drosophila hydei, 1769 nucleotides. Its product is annotated as cytochrome P450 CYP12A2-like. The transcript has 5 exons. Lineage: Eukaryota; Metazoa; Arthropoda; Insecta; Diptera; Drosophilidae. Gene Ontology annotation, molecular function: heme binding; oxidoreductase activity, acting on paired donors, with incorporation or reduction of molecular oxygen; monooxygenase activity. The coding region runs from base 39 to 1649 and encodes 536 amino acids. The record is from RefSeq and is a predicted model, not a curated record.